AUGCGACAAACGGUAAUUCUAGCCACUAAACUAUCACGGAUGUUUUCUGUUCAGACUAAUUUUGUAUAG
Messenger RNA from Debaryomyces tyrocola, 69 nucleotides. The record is from the annotation of a GenBank genome assembly. Lineage: Eukaryota; Fungi; Ascomycota; Pichiomycetes; Serinales; Debaryomycetaceae.